UCCGUAUCGAGAAAAAGCGUUUUGUUGUAAAAUUCAAGAAAAUAAUAUGAAAUACGUCUGUUCCCAUGUCAUCUGCUUGCCACUCAUUUUUCUCGUAACAUUAAAUAUUAAUGGAAUUUCGUCUGCGUCGCUCGUACAACAAAAUGUCUUCGACUCGGCACGAACAAUGGAACCACAAUCAAAUAUUAGUACAAGGAAUGAAGUCGGAGUUAGUUACACGGACUUGCCGCCGCAAUGUGACAGUCAAGUCUAUUGUUACGGCAAUUUAUUGCACACUGUCCAGCUGGCGUCGAUUUAUGCGGAUUCCAAGACUUUUGUCGAUAUGAAAAUGCUCGUCAGCGAGGAAGAAACUUUGAAAAAUUUUGAAUCUUUUAUGGCGACGCACAACCAAAAUCCGACACGAGACCAAGUCAAACAAUGGGUUGAGAGUAAUUUUGCGGCAAGAGGGAAUGAAUUUGUCGAUUGGAUUCCGGAUGAUUGGGUGAAAGAACCGAAAUUUUUAGAUAAAAUUAAGGAUAGUGCGUUGAAGGAAUGGGCGCGGGAUUUAAAUAAUUUUUGGAUUAAAUUGGGUAGGAAGAUGAAACAAGAUGUAUAUGAUAACGAGAAAUUGUAUUCGAUUAUUCCUGUGCCAAAUCCCGUAAUGGUUCCAGGAGGAAGAUUUUUGGAAAUUUAUUAUUGGGACUCGUAUUGGAUUAUUAGAGGAUUGUUGCAUUGUGAGAUGUUUAAAACCGUAAAAGGCAUUUUGCAAAAUCUUCGCAGCUUCAUUCAACGAUUUAAUCACAUCCCGAACGGAGGUCGUGUUUACUAUCUCGGAAGAUCUCAUCCUCCAUUACUUGCCAACAUGAUCAAAAGUUAUUACGAUUUCACAAAAGAUCAGGAAUUUGUGCUCAAUUCUCUCGCAGACCUCCAAACAGAAUUCGAAUUUUUCAUGGAACGUCAUCUCGUCGAAGUAAAUGGUGUGCAAUUGUUUCGUUACAUCGACAACUCCUUCGGUCCUCGUCCCGAAUCGUAUCGCGAGGAUUACGAAAAAGGAGCAAUUUUCCAAACUGACGAAGAAAAGGAAGAUUUUUACUCGGAAAUGAAAGCGGGUGCCGAAAGCGGUAUGGAUUUCACAGCAAGAUGGUUCAUAACAGCGAACGGAUCGUGGAAAGGAAAUCUUACCGAUUCGAAAGCUCGUUCAGUUAUUCCCGUAGAACUCAAUGCUUACAUGUAUAAAAAUGCAAUGUUGCUCGCGGAAUGGUUUGGAUGGGCAGGAGAUCAAGUUCAAGUCGAGUAUUAUCGACAAAAAGCGAGUGAAUUAUUAAAUGCGAUUAAUAAAGUGUUAUGGCACGAAGAUAUUGGCUCAUGGCUCGAUUAUGAUUUAAUAAAUAAUCGUCGUCGGGAGUUAUUUUCGGCAUCAAAUUUGGCUCCUUUGUGGGUAAAAGCUUUCAAUCCAGCAGAUGAGGCGAAAAUAACUUUGAAAAUUUUGAAUUAUUUGAAAGUUGUUGGAGUAAAUGAUUAUCCAGGAGGCGUUCCCAAUACACUUGAACAUACAGGCGAACAAUGGGACUUUCCAAACGUUUGGGCGCCACUUCAACAUUUAAUUAUCAUUGGAAUGGACAAUUUAAGUCAUCCUGAUGCCAAAGCUCUUGCUUAUAAUUGGACCGAAAAAUGGGUUCGCAAUAAUUACUUGACCUACAAAGACACGAGAGCGAUGUUUGAGAAAUAUUCCGCCAUUGAAAUCGGAGGUCAAGGCGGCGGUGGCGAAUAUGAGGUUCAAUUAGGCUUCGGAUGGUCCAACGGAGCAAUUUUAGAUCUUCUCGAUAAAUACGGAGACCGUUUAACGGCAAUCGAUCAUAGCGAUAACGAAGUCACCAAUAAUGCCAGCAAUUUAUCAUCAUUCAAAAUCAAUGCUUUAUUCUCCAUGUCAAGUGCAUUUGUUUUGUUGACGAUGAUGAUGAUAAUGAUAUAAUUGAAUUGUUUGAUUUGGAUCGGUUGCGGUAGCUUUCAUUUACAUACCCGCUGCGGAGACAAUAAAAAGUGUCAAUAUUUACCAUUUAAAAUAGUAUUAUGAUGAAAAAGUUUUUUUUUGUUUAUUUUUGUGAAAAUUAUAGCGUUAAUGAGAGAUUUUUUUCUUUUCGUGCAUUUUUAAGGUAAAAUUCAUUCAUUUUUUUUUUCACCACAACUGUUAAUCUUUAGAGAUAGGCCAUCUGUGUUUUCAAUCAGGAACUAUGUGUUGAAUUAACGUACGUUGAAUUUUACCCUGCGGAUGAAAAAAAGGUAAGAUUAACAAAAAUUUAAUAUUAUUUUAAC
Messenger RNA from Culicoides brevitarsis, 2292 nucleotides. Its product is annotated as trehalase-like. Gene Ontology annotation, molecular function: alpha,alpha-trehalase activity. Lineage: Eukaryota; Metazoa; Arthropoda; Insecta; Diptera; Ceratopogonidae. The transcript is spliced from 4 exons. Bases 47 to 1951 code for a protein of 634 amino acids. Gene Ontology annotation, biological process: trehalose catabolic process. The record is from RefSeq and is a predicted model, not a curated record.